This is a messenger RNA of Procambarus clarkii (red swamp crayfish), 845 nucleotides long. NCBI's taxonomy places the organism in Eukaryota, Metazoa, Arthropoda, Malacostraca, Decapoda, Cambaridae. The record is from RefSeq and is a predicted model, not a curated record.
CAAAUAUUAGUUAUAUUUAGAACCUAUAACAGAAAAUAAUUUAAGUAAAACAGUUGAUAUAAAAAGCUGUAUAUAAUUAAAAGUUGUUAGUUUCAUCGCAAUGAAUGUAAACAUGUGAUCAUUCGUUCAAAAACAAUAACACACGUGAUCCUAGAUUUUGCAGUCAUCGGGAGAACAAAUCCUUCAUGCAAACUGCACCUACUAUCAAGAAGAAGAAGAUCCUAGAUUUGGGCAUGGUAGAUGAUACAGAAAGCAGUACAAUGUCUGUCACAAAUCCUUUUACUGUGGCAGCAUUAAGACCACAAGUAAGUAGAAUAAAUAUGCCUGGAAGAUCGACCCCAGCCAGCAUACUAGCAGAAGGUCUCCAGACACUAGCAAUUUUAGCUAAAGAGAACCUUCAUCGUGAAUAUUUUAAAAUAAACUCGGCUCCCCAGAAAAAAUGUGAAUAUAUGAAGCGAAGUUUAAAUAUUGAGGACCUAAAUUAUCUGAAGCCUUCAAACAAGAAAGGAAAAGGAGAAAAUUACUGCAGGAUUAUUGAAAUCAAUCAAACACAACGUUCAAACUUAUCAGAAGGAAGGUAUGAUCUGUAUACCCCAAUAUUUAGGUGCAAGUGCGGAUAUGUAGAUGAAGAACUUGGGAAAGCCAUGCACCAGUCUGGUUUUUAUUCAACUGGAAGAAAUAGUAGCACUUUCUACAGCAUAAAUCUAUUGGAUUCCUGGCAUUUUCUCAAGAGAAGCAGCCCUGGAACUUCUCUUCAGGCAUUAGUUAGUGCACUGGAAUCAUUUGGUGCUUCUCGAGGGCGUCAUGGUCCCAUCAAUUUUGAAACAACAAAAAGUCUUCUUUGA